Molecule: messenger RNA, 4770 nt
Organism: Orbicella faveolata
Lineage: Eukaryota; Metazoa; Cnidaria; Anthozoa; Scleractinia; Merulinidae
Product: protein APCDD1-like
Biological process (GO): negative regulation of Wnt signaling pathway
Cellular component (GO): plasma membrane
Molecular function (GO): Wnt-protein binding
Source: RefSeq, a predicted model, not a curated record
GCCAUGCUACUUCAGUUAGACACUGAUACUCGGUAGCUUUGGGAAGCUUACUAACAAAGGAAACUAUUUUAUUGUGUACAAUUUGGCUGAUAAGUAUUAUUCGUGUUAUAAACUAAUGAUUCAUGUUAAAUUACAGGGGCUUUGCUGAAAAGCUUUCUCUUGAAUCAAUUCCAUUCUUCUCUGAACCCUCGUGACUUAUAACCUCCAAAAAAGAUGGAACCAUUCACGAAAUACCUUCUCGCUAACGUUUUUUACGUGUUUGCUCAAACUAACCGACAAAUUGCCCUCGAGUUUUCACAACCUCGACUUAUAGCAGAAAUAUUGUUGCAGUCGAAAUCAUUAUUAAAACCAUCGUGGUGUUAUAAUGAGAAUCUUUGUUUCAUUUGAGUUUGAAUCAUUUCCAGCAAGAUCGCGUUACAGUUAACCUCGCAUAUGCUAAAUAUGCUCAUCUUGCUUUUAAAUUCAUAAACACAUGAGCUUGAAUUGACAGAUUUUCCAUAAUUGUUAGAUUAGAACUAAAAAUAGCCGUAACUUGAAGACAAAAUUUUUCAGGCAGCGUGCAAAGGUCUCGGGGGCGCUCUUUUGCCUCCAUAAUAUGGAAACAGUAUUCUCUGUAAAGGUCUCUACAAUCCUUCUUGACCAAGAAGCAGAUUUUCAGAUUUCGAAAGAGGAAAGGGUCAGCGACACCACAUUUCUACCACCGGGCAGUCACAUAAUCAGCGAAAAGCCUGAAAUUUGCAUAUCGUUUUGAUUAAUUUUUCGUGUUUUCGAUCUUAUGACCUUAAAUCUUUCACGCGGCGUUUAUAAAGCUGCUCGUUUAAAGAACAAAUUGCCCCUUGUGAUAUCUCUGACAAACACGUCCUAAAACUGAAAUAUUAUCUUUUUGUUGAUAGGUUGACUCUUGCCCUUUUCCGUAAAUUUAGCCAAGGAUGCAUUUUCUCUGAAAACACAAGCAAAUAAACUUUGUAUUUAACUUGUACGCCUAAGGUAAACUUUGGCUAACGCGAUUGGAAAACCACUUUCUGGUUGGCCACUCUUAGCAAACAAAGCAAAUUGUCUCAAGCUCUUAGCCAUGCUAGGAAUCUUGAGUUGGGAAGGUUAAUGUCAAGAUUCGAGAGUUACUGCGGCGUUCCUUGAAUAGUACAGUGCUUGCUGGAUUAUGGCAUGACAAGCAAUUAUAAUCUUUUGAAGAAUUACUUAUAUGUCUAGUGGGAUUAUUUCAGGAACAAUGUUAAGAAGCAAAAACAUCAGAAAGUGGAAUUUGUUACAUGAUAAUACUUUUUCCGAGGUAUUUAGAUGAAAACUGGAGCUAUUUUUCAACGACAACAGGAAUUUCUAUCAUGUUUUCCCUCACUUCACUGCGUACCAUCAGCUGGAAAAAAGUGUAAAUGUUUUCACUUGACUAAAAAAAUUCUCAAACAAUCUUCCCCUAACCACUAAAAGAAAGUCAGUAAUCAGUCAGUAAAUGACGGUUAAAUUUCAACUACACUAAGAACUACAGCCUAAAACUGACCUUGCAGGAAUUAACUAAUAGGACAUCAAGUAAGGAAGCAUCAAAUAUCUAUGGUAUAAGAUCAAUGAAUUAGAUAAACAUUCCUGAAGAACGAGUGAAAAUCAUACCAUUUUAGAGAGUGGAAUGUGUCGUGCUCUGGGAAAUUGAAAAGAUUUUUGACAAGUAAAGCGUCCUCAAGAGUACAAACACGUGCUAAAGACAAAAUCUGGACAUUGGACAUUGAUACAUAAUAUUUACUUUCUCGAGGGGCUGACAUGUGAAUUCCUCUCCCUAAUAAAAGAAAAUCAUUAAACGGAGAUCAAAAAAAUUCACCACAUGCCAUGUUUUCCUUAACUUGUUUGCUUCAUCUAUGAGCGGAUGUGGUUUGUAUCGUGACCAAGAGGUAACAGUGCAGCCAAGAAGAAAGAGCAUUUACUGAGCCUGAGAAUUUGCUGUGAAACUCAAGCCUUGCAUAGACAUACUUGUAAACGCCAUGAAUGUAACGAGGUUUCACCUUGCCCUAAUUUCCUUUUGGAUGUUAUUAGUGCUACCAACAUGCAAAGCCGGUGAAGGAAGUUGUCUUCAUAUUGUGCAGUACAUAUAUCACAGCCUUGGAAUAAGAAUUCGUGGUUCCGACACCCCAAACAUUGUGGGAAGGUGGACUUCAUCGAGUUGUGAGGUGCGGCCAGGUCCACAGUUUGUUACAAGGUACAUCAAAGUUCUACGCAACGCGACGUGGGAAGGUUAUUUCCAUCGCUACAAUGACUCGCAGUGCUCAGAGCCCAAGUUAAGUCUUUAUAUGAAAGGGUUUUACAAGAUAUCGAAUGAACCUUUGGAAACCAUCGAAGGCAGCAACAAGGCAUUCUUUAACUUUACAAAGAUAGAACUAUACCCACAUAAUGGCCAUGAACAGGAAACAGCAGUCAAUGUAUCAACUAGACAUUGUCCAAAUACGCUGCGUGUUGUGAGAAGUUUGCGCGCCGCUGACGUGUUUGAAGUCGACAUCAGAGCGUUCAGGAAACGUGCUUGUCGGAAUGCCUUUGGUUUCUUAGAAUCGGAAUUUGCAGCAUUAAAGCUCGAAACUCGAAGAAAGAGGAGCUCCAAGUUCGACAAACUUUACUUUGGUGAGGUCCCUACUAUACGAGUGACCCGGAAGUACAAGCCCAAGUCUUACCAGCUUCCUCUGCAACGGUAUAACUCCAACUACAACUGUACUAUCUGCAAGAAGAUUCAAUCAGGCACUGGUGCGCGGCCUCCAAAGAUGCCUCAGAAACCACCCCGUCCCGUAGUACUGGACGGACAGUGGGCCAGUACCACCUGCGAAGCAAGCCCAGGAGGAAAGUUCUUAACGCGCCACUUUAAGUUCAUCAAAGAUUUAUGGCAAUGGGAAUGUCAUUACUACUUUUACUUAGAUGCUGAAUGCAAGAGCCUUGACUUUGAGCUGAACGGAAAAGGAACAUUCAUGGGUGGUAUUCCUUCUAAACUCGUGGCUGGAGCCUAUGACUAUGUGUUUACCAUGAACGAGGCAGCAAUCACUCCAUUUGACUCCAUCACCACACGAAUCUUAAACACUGCAGAGCCUAAUACAUGUGGAAAAAGCGGGACUUGGAAAACACAUGUCAGUCAAGAUAUCACAAUAACCAAAGGCUGUGGACUGUAUACCAUCUCUCUUCCCCAUACUGAAUAUGACCUACUCAAGAUGGACACAAGCCAACAAGGCAACAAACUGCUUUACGUGGGACAGCGUGCCAGUGAUGGAACAGAUCCAUCCUCUCCGACAAAAAGACCAACAUCUUUUCAAGUGCCACUCGUAGAAUGUUCGUCAUUCAAGUUUAAAUUUGUACCUCCGACAACUCGCCCGACAACUCGCACGACUACUAAGUUCCGCAACCCAGGUAUAAUCAUUCCCAUUGCAACGAAACCAACUGUUAGGCGAAAGGAGACUACCACCAGAAGGCGAACCGAUCGAGAGACUCUUCAUAAGACCACGCAAAAGAUAAAUGAGAAUGAUGACAACACCCAGAGGAUAACAGGUGAUGUUAGAGCUGCUUUUAGGAAUACUGCGGCAAGUUGGUCAUCGUGCAAACUCCUGCUGAUACUGAGCAUGCUCGCUAUUUUAUGGCGGAACUGAGCGAAGACAUUGUAUCGUGUAUGUGAUCAAGUUUCAUGUACGUUGAAACAAGUAGGUACUGAAGGUACAGCCAUUUUCAUAAUCGUAAAAGAAGGCACGCUUGUCCGCAUAAAUAUAACGUAAAUAACUGUUCGUGAUGAACACUGAUGCAAAUGGCAGUUUAUUUUAGUUUAAGUAAUUUGAUGGCGUUUUUGCAUAGAGACACCAAAUAAUGCUGACUUGGAAUUCUAUUGCUUAACACACCACUAGAACGUGCACUGAAGCAUUCAGUUGGCGCAGGAAAGAUAUUUUUGAUUGCCUUCGAAUGCAAAAGUAGGUGAAAGCCAAAAAAUGUUUAAGAACAUCGUUCUUUACAGCAGUUUCUUCAGCGAAACUGAACCAUGUUUUUAAAAGUGAAACGACAAUUAGUGUGAUGGUGUAUUUUUCGUAACGAUCGGCUGAUUUAAUUUGCGAAUGUAACUUGUGCGAGGUGAAUAUUCAUUAACAGAGUAAAUACAUCAAAGAAGGAAAGGGAAGGCUGAGCAGAAUUUCUCGAAUUUCGUAUUAUCUUCGUGUGAGGUUGAUCUGAGAGAAUCUUAGAGAUUUCUUAAAAUCUUGAGAAAGUCGCCACCUCUAAUUUAAAUUAAGUUUACGUUCUGUAAUUUGCCAUGUUUACUAUUCCUACAACGAUUGUAGCAAGUGCAUUCCAAGUGCGCUUUGUUCCCAAUUUGAGUAAAAGUCAGGAAAAUACCUACUUCAAGUAAUUUAAAAUUAAAAACUCCGUUAAUGCUUAAAGCAUAAAGGCCUACAAAUAGAGCACUCUGUUCAAUUAAAUUGUUAACCAAGAGGGUGUAAAUGUAUUCCAAAAAGUAAAGUAGUAUUUUUAACACUUUUUUGUUCUAGAGGCUUAAAAUUUGUUAUUUAAUAAUUCGUUGAACAUUUUGCUGCAUAUUAAAAAUACAAUUGUAGUUCCUCGUGGUCGAAGAGACGGAAUAUCAUUAGUGGGAUGGAUAUUCAGUACUGUAAAAAGUUAAACAGAGAGCGUCAAAAAGAUAAUGAAAAUUAGUUUUGUAACCCAUGUAUCAUUGUAAAAUGGAAUAAUUGACUGACAGUUUUGUAGAUAGGAUAAAUUUUUAAUAAAACAUCUAGGAAUGUUGGUAAAACACUA